Messenger RNA from Miscanthus lutarioriparius, 591 nucleotides. The record is from the annotation of a GenBank genome assembly. Lineage: Eukaryota; Viridiplantae; Streptophyta; Magnoliopsida; Poales; Poaceae.
AUGAGCAAGAAGAGGAAGUCUCUGAAUCCAGCCAACUCAUUGAAAGACAGCGAACAAGUAUUAGCCUCAGAUUUCAUCAGAGGAGACGAUCUUGAUGACCUAUUAUCGAAGCUUGUCAGGAGUGUGGAGAGUGCCAAGGCUUCAAGGGGAGGCUUACCAGAAAAGAUAUGGAUGAAGCAACAAUUUGCUAUCGGGGUCAAUGAUGUCACACGGGUUCUCGAGCGAAUGCCGCAUUCUGUUACUGCUUCUCAUUCUACUCAAAGGUCUAGUGAAGCACCAACUGUCUCAGGCCGACGUCAAGCUCCUUUGGUGCCAUUGCAGGCUGUCCUUGUAGCUGCUGACUGCAACCCCAAAUGGUUAACAAAACACAUACCAACACUAGCAUCUACAAGGCAGGUACCAGUGUUGUGCGUGAAGGACAACAAGGGAGGCUCACUAAGGUUAGGUCAUGUGGUGAAUGUCAGAACAGCGCUUGCCAUUGGAGUAAAGGCCAGAGAUAGCAUAGUCAACAAGACUAUUGAUGAGAUCCUGAAGGAUAGUAAGCUGGUUGGCAAUGAAGUAACUCCAAGUCCAGUAACAUGUUUGGACUAA